GUCUGUACCUAUUGCACUCCCAAACCCACUAGAUUGAUAGCUACUCUCUCUCUCUCUCUCUCUCUCUCUCUCUCAUUCGUCGUCUCUUAUUCCGUGGAGAGAGAUAAAGGAGAGAGCCCGAGCGUCAUUUAGAAGGAAGAUAAAGCGAGAGUGAAAAGGUGGAGAGAGAUGGUGAUGUGGGUAUUUGGGUAUGGUUCUCUCAUUUGGAAAGCCGGCUUUAACUACGAUCAGCGCCUCGUUGGGUUCAUCAAAGGCUAUCGUCGUGUCUUCUAUCAAGGUAGUACGGACCACAGAGGAACACCAGAGUAUCCAGGAAGGACAGUGACAUUGGAGCCAGCAGAAGGCGAAGUCUGUUGUGGAGUUGCCUACAAGGUCUCUACAAAGGAAGAUGAAGAAACUGCACUAACGCAUUUAGAAGUGAGGGAGAAGCAGUACGACAAGAAGGCUUAUCUUGAUUUCUUCACUGAACCUACAGCUACAACUCCUGCUGUUUCUGGAAUAAUGGUGUACAUUGCAUCUCCAGACCAGAAGCUCAACAGAAAUUACUUGGGACCUGCUUCAAUUGAGGAUAUUGCCAAACAAAUAAUCCACGCUGAAGGCCCAUCAGGUCCCAACAGAGACUACCUUUUCCAACUUGAAAAGGCUCUUCUUGAAAUGGGUUGUAAAGACAAACAUGUAAUGGAUCUUGCAAAUGAGGUCAGGCGCAUGGUUUCCCUGGGGGAGCUGACUGCUUCAUGAAGUCAUGAACAGGAGGCAAAACGUUUCUAUGAACUGGAGCAGCCUUCACAUUUUUCAACCAAAAGGUUCUAAAAUAUCAUUGGACUUGAUCGAAAAAGACAAGAAAGCCGAGAUGUUAAGAAUUACUCGGACUCGGAGUUUCAUUUUUUUAAGUAAUAACAAUUUUUUAUUAGUAUAGAAGUAUUUUAUUGACAUGUAAUUUUAUAGGUCCCUCUUAUGCUAUCAUCCCUAUCAUAAACACUUCGAUGCCUGUGCUAAGAGUUAACUCCAUUGGACCAUAAGGUGCAUGAACUUUCACCAGAACCGAGGUUGAAUCUGCCUUCAUGAUUUGGUCAUGCAUUACAAUGGCGUUUUGACA
Molecule: messenger RNA, 1096 nt
Organism: Juglans regia (Persian walnut)
Lineage: Eukaryota; Viridiplantae; Streptophyta; Magnoliopsida; Fagales; Juglandaceae
Product: gamma-glutamylcyclotransferase 2-3-like
Exons: 8
Coding region: 169-738 (189 amino acids)
Biological process (GO): glutathione catabolic process
Cellular component (GO): cytoplasm
Molecular function (GO): glutathione specific gamma-glutamylcyclotransferase activity; gamma-glutamylcyclotransferase activity
Source: RefSeq, a predicted model, not a curated record